Messenger RNA from Ostrea edulis (European flat oyster), 12960 nucleotides. RefSeq names its product unconventional myosin-IXa-like. Lineage: Eukaryota; Metazoa; Mollusca; Bivalvia; Ostreida; Ostreidae. Gene Ontology annotation, cellular component: myosin complex. The coding region runs from base 244 to 6372 and encodes 2042 amino acids. Gene Ontology annotation, biological process: intracellular signal transduction. Gene Ontology annotation, molecular function: microfilament motor activity; GTPase activator activity; protein binding. The record is from RefSeq and is a predicted model, not a curated record. The transcript is spliced from 45 exons.
GAAAGAAAUAUUGUCCAACCAAAUGAUAGAAAUAUAUUCACGUCAUGUGAGUAAUCAGAGCAGGGAAGAUAAUAUUUUCAGGAAGGUAGAAUUUACCAUGGAAUCAAACAGACAUUUAAUCAUCUGGGGUUUAAAAUUUCAUCACAUGGAACCAUGAAAUGGCUAGGAUUUGUGAUGGGAACAGGAAUGUUUACAUACUUCAAAAAAGGAAAUAAAUAUAAAAGAGUCAGUGAAUAGUGUACCAUGAUGGAUCGUGGUACCCUCACCCUAUCCUCAGCGUCGGCUAUCAGCCCGACAACUCAUGUCGGCUUGGUGAGAAGGACUAGUAUGGAAACCUACAUGGUGCGUAUUUAUCCUGGUCCUUUAUACGAGUGUGAUUAUACCUCGAUUGAGGCUGAGAAAUGCACAGCUGCAGUUGAGAUCCUAAAAGUAGCUGUGAAAAAAUUACAGCUUGGAAAUCCAGAGAAAUAUGAACUCGCCGAGGUCUUGUCUUCAGGGGGACAACUCUGUAAAGAACGACGACUAGAACCAACUGAAAACCCAGUGCGAAUAAUGCUACUGUGGCCCAAAAUGGCAGGGAGUAAUGUUCCUGGGUAUAAAUUUUUUCUUAGAAAGAAAGAUCAUGAAAGUGUGAAUCGAACCUCAUCUUGGCGGGAAAUUUCUAGUGAUCCCAGCCGUGUGGACUCUUUUCUUCUGACGUUCCUCAAACAGCCAACCAAUAAUAAGGAAUAUCCCGACUUAUGCAAUCUUCCAGAUUUAAAUGAAAUGACACUGUUGGAAAACAUCAAAAACCGUUUUGAGCACUCACAUAUAUACACAUAUGUAGGAUCAAUCCUUAUAGCUGUGAAUCCUUUUAAAUUUUUUCCCAUUUACAACCCCAAAUAUGUGAAAAUGUACCAGAACAGAAGACUGGGGGAGCUACCCCCUCAUAUUUUUGCAACUGCAGAUGCAGCAUUUUAUACCAUGCUCCGUAAAAAGAAAAAUCAGUGUAUUGUGAUAUCGGGGGAGUCAGGGUCUGGGAAAACAGAGAGCACAAAUCUCCUUUUGCAUCACCUUACAGCACUUAGUCAGAAGGGGUCACACGGCAGUGGGGUGGAACAAACAAUUUUGGGAGCGGGACCAGUUCUAGAGGCUUUUGGGAAUGCCAAAACAGUCCACAAUAAUAACUCCAGUCGCUUUGGAAAAUUCAUCCAGGUCAACUACAAAGAAAAUGGAAUGGUCCAUGGAGCAAUUGUGGAAAAGUAUUUACUUGAGAAAUCCAGAAUUGUGUCGCAAGCCAAAAAUGAAAGGAAUUACCAUGUGUUUUACUACCUGUUGGCUGGAGCUGAUGAACAGGAACGAGAAGCCUUACAUCUGCGUAAACCUGAGGAAUAUCACUACCUCAGACAGAGUGGCUGCUAUACACUCGAGGGCGAGGAUGAAGUUCAUGAAUUUGUACGACUCAAACAGUCCAUGGAAAUGGUGGGAUUCUCCAGUGUCACACAGAAAAGGAUCUUCUCCGUUAUGUCUGCAGUCUUGCUUCUGGGAAAUGUGGAGUUCAAAAAAAAAGGGGACCAGCAUCAUGAUGAGAGUGUUACCAUUAAACACCAGACUGUUAUACAAACUAUAUCAAGUAUUCUGAAGGUGAAAGAGAAGACUCUGGUGGAAGCCCUCACCCAGAAGCGAGCUACCGCGGGCGACGAGACAGUGGUGAUGAACUAUAGGAUGCAUGAUGCAAUAGCAACGCGUGAUGCCAUGGCCAAAUGUCUAUAUGGAGCCCUGUUCGAUUGGAUUGUUCUGAAAGUGAACCAAGCUCUACUGGCCAAGAGACACAACAGUGACCAUCAGGAUGUAUUUUCUGUGGGGAACUCCAUCGGUGUUCUUGACAUCUUUGGAUUUGAGGAUUUCAGCAAAAACAGCUUUGAGCAGUUUAGCAUUAAUUAUGCAAAUGAACAUCUACAGUAUUAUUUCAAUCAACACAUAUUCAAGUUUGAACAAGAAGAGUACAAAAAGGAAGGGAUUCAAUGGAAGAAUAUUGAGUUUAUAGACAACACCGGCUGUCUGGAUCUCUUUUCCAAACGGCCAGAUGGCCUUUUCUGUUUGCUGGAUGAAGAGUGCAAUUUUCCUGGUGCUACAAAUGAAACUUUGCUUUCCAAAUUUAACCACCACCACAAAGGAAAAACAUACUACCAAGUGCCAAAUGUCAGAGAGGAGGCCUUCGCUGUUCUUCAUUAUGCUGGCAAAGUCAAAUAUCAAAUAAAGGAUUUCAGAGAAAAGAAUGUUGACCAGGUUAGACCAGACAUAGUCAGCGUGCUAAAGAGCAGCAAUCUGUCCUUCCUCAGGGAACUCAUGGGUUUGGACCCAGUAGCAGUGCUCAGAUGGUCUAUUAUCAAAACUCUAGUCAAGAGCGUAUUUGCCUUCAUAGCAGCAGGGCGAACCUACAGGAGUAAUGGCGGUGUAAAGAAAGAUGUUCAAAAGCAGAAUAGGAAGAACUCAUUUGACUUUAACCUUGUUGGUGGGGAAAACUUGUUAAAUAGUCAACACAAGCGAGGGCAUCAGCUUUAUUCUCCUGUACACAUUCUACCUGGAAUGGACGACAGUGGACUUCCCGAUGAAGACAAUGUUUUCUUAGACUUGCCAUGUAGUCCAAGUGAGGUUCACAUGUCUGAUGAGGAAAUUCGGAUAUACAGAAGGGCCAAACAUGUGAUGUUAAAGAACAAGUCAUUCAGACCAAAGCCGAGGCCUCCAACGAUGCUGAGGGACAUAAAAACUCUGAAAGCCAUAGCGAGCCGUACAAUGUGUAACAAAAUCACCUCCAAAAAGCAAGCAGCCAGUGUCAGUGCACAGUUCCAGUGGUCCCUGUCUAAGCUGAUGACAACCUUACAGCAGGCCAACCCAUUUUUUAUCAGAUGUAUCAAGUCCAAUGCUGAAAAGGAACCCUGCACGUUUAAUGAUGUUCUGGUGCUGAGGCAGCUAAGAUACACAGGAAUGUUGGCUACAGUCAAAAUCCGACAAUCCGGCUACAACUAUAGGCUCACGUUUGAGGAGUUCAUUCAGCUUUAUAAGAUCAUUCUUCCAAAGGGUCUUCUCAGUUCAAAGGAAGAUGUUGCCACAUUUUUAGAAUCGAAUGACCUUGAUAAGGAUAACUACCAGAUUGGUAUUACAAAGGUUUUCCUCCGAGAAUCUGAGAAAAUCUUCUUGGAUGAAUCUCUCCACUCAGCCAUUAUGUUGCGUGUAGUCCGGAUCCAGCGUUGGUUUAAAUCCAUUCUUGAACGCAGGCAUUUUGUGGCCUUAAGAACUAGUUGUGUGGUAAUACAGACUAUGGUAAGGAUGUACUUAUCCAGACAGCGCAGACUGAAGCUGAGGCGACAACUGCAGGCAGUUGUUACCAUGCAGCGAUACCUACGAGGCUGGCGCACGAGGCGAUGCUAUCUAACCACGAUUAAUGCAGUUAUCCUCAUACAGAGCUGGUACAAGGGAUGGAGAAUACGUAGACAGUACAGAAGUCAGAUUGAAGAGGCAUUGGAACAGCGAAAGAAACGAGAGGAGGAAGAGCGACAACGACAGAAACAAGCUGACACAACAAGUGAUGAGGGUGUGCUCAGUACUGAAGAACUAGAUCAACAGUUGCCAUCAGAUGCCAGGCGUCACUCAGAGAGCAGUGGAAUCCAUGAAGUGGAGGAUUCCGAAUCCGACACAGUGGACUCCAAGAUAAAAGAAAAGUCCACUUCUUAUACUAGUCCUGUCAACCCCCCAACUAUAGUUUUGGUACAACCCACCAUCAAACUUCCAGAUGAUGAAUUCCUUAAGCAAGCUCGCUCAACCUCUAGAGUUUCAAGUCUUGCAAAGUCUUUUCAGGGAACGCAAAAGGAGGGUACCAGUCAAAAAUCUAUAUAUUUAGAACGAGGGCCCCAUAAACAAAGAAUCAGGUCAAUUCCAGCCCCACUGGCCAAACAAGAAUCAUUCUCUGAUUUGGAGCCCUCCUCCCCCUCGCCCACCCCACUGUCUCCAAGCAGACUUAAAAUUCUGGAGGAGACCCUCAGCAAAAGCAGGGAUAGCCAUGGGGAACCACCUCAGUCUCCACUUAGUGAUUUUGCUGGAGCUCAUAAAAGUCCAUUCAGGAAAGCUCGACGCCACUUUAAGAACUUUGUAGGAGAAGCUACAAGCUGUAUGCCACCAAUUGGAGCUAGGUCAUCCUCCUUACGAUUUCUGCGACACCGGAGCAGUAAAAGGCAAGUCAAAAAAGAUGGAGGACCAGCAGAUGAUAGUGAUGAAGAGACGCCCCCAGUCCAGAUCAAGCCAAAGCGACCCCAUAAAUUGGGUGUCCAAGUAUUGCCUACAGAAGUUAUCAUCACUCAGCCUUCACCUGCCUCCCCCACAGAUGUCAAAUCUGCAGAUGACCAGCGCUCUUCCAGCGAAGAUCUUCGACGUAAAGGGCGGAAGAAGCAACGACACAAACAACCGCUGGACAAGAAGCGGUCGUCCGAGUCCCCAGUGCGUGGUAACUGGAAAGUGGAGGGGACUUCAGAAUGGCAGUAUCCAGCUGAUCUUGUCAUCACAGAGUUCUCUGAGUUUGCCAACUUAGACAUCUUUAUUUACAAAAAGUUAAAAGAUUACAAUAAGGAUUACAAGAAAGAGACAAUAUUUGACAAAGUGUUUAAAAGGUCAUUGAAUGCCUUCCAUAAGGAGAUGCAGGCAACCAUCUCCAUUGAAAAACAGAAAGGAGAAAUUCAUCUGCCAUAUAGAAAUCUCUUGACCAAGUUUGCUUUGACCUUGGAGGCAGAGGUCAAGGUUGAAAGGACCAAUGCUUCAUUUCCAGUUACCAUGGGUGUAAAUGCAUUCCGGGGAUUUCUGGAUGAAUUUAUUAAACAUCACAAGAAAGAAAAGAAGAAACAGGACAAAAAAGUGGACAACAAGACUCAAAAGCAGGAGAAAGUAAAGAAAGAUUUAUAUGAGUACUUGGGACACAAGUAUAGCCUUACCCAGUUUGGUAUCCCAACAUUCUGUGAGUUUUGCUCCAACAUUAUAUGGAUCAUGGAGAAAGGAAGUGUAUGCCAAGUUUGUAGAUAUACUUGCCAUAAGAGAUGUGUGAACAAGUCCACAAGCCAGUGUAAAGGUGCACAGGACAAUCAGGCAACUCGCCCUGACAAACGCCAGCCCUCCCCAAUAUCUCCACACUUACUGUCUGAGCCAUUCAGACCCAGAGUCCAGUCUCUGGACCAGGCUAGGCCAACAGUGCUGGCUCUUAUUGUCCAUCUCAAUAAAAUGGCUCAGAACCCCGGGUCCAAAGUAUAUGGUGUUCCACUUGCUAGUCUAGUUUCUGAUGAGCGCAAAAUUCCUGUUAUUGUGGAAAGGUUAAUUGUUGCCAUAGAAACCCAUGGAAUGUACACUAUUGGUGUCUACCGCAAAUCUGGUGCUAAUGCCAAGGUCAAACAACUGAAACAGAACAUUGACAGUGGCAAAGAAGAUUUAACCGCGGUAGAUAUCGAUGAGUACCCUAUUCAUACUUUAACUACAAUGCUCAAAUAUUUCUUCCGUGAACUCCCGGAGCCUUUACUGACCUUCGAACUUUAUGAUGAUUUUCUGAGAACUGCAGAAAUUCAGGAUGAAAAGGAGAGAGUACAAGCCAUUUAUGCAGUCAUUGAUAAAUUACCUAAACCCAAUUACAAUCUGUUGGAGAGACUUAUAUUCCAUUUAGCAAGAAUAGCUAAUAACGAAGCUUUAAACAAAAUGUCACCCAACGGUCUAGCCAUUAUAUUUGCUCCUGCCUUACUCAGAACCAACAAAAAAUUACAAGCUCAAGAUACCCUCAAUCAAGUGCCGAGACAAACUGCUGUGAUAAAACAGGUGAUAACAGAACAACUGUUGAAGAUGAAGGAAACUUUCAGUGACCUGAGUACACUGGAAACAGCGGAAGUGACCGCUGCUGACCGGUUGCAUGUGGUUCGACUCAGCAUGAGAGCUAGGAGCCCAGUGCAUAUCCCUCCUGCUUCACCCGUAACUGAGGUGGCCUCUAUAGAAGAGGAGACAGUGAUCCCUGAGGAAAUAGAUGUUGAGGAGGCAAAAGAGGAGGAGAAGGCAUUGUGUUCACACAUCAGAUCCAUACAGAAAGAAAGGGAAAAUCUUACUACAAAUUUACCAGCAUUAGAGUGUCGGCACUUGAGUUCAGACGAUGAUGGUUUGAGUACUGAUGGCCCUGACAGCAUAUAUGAUACUGCUGAUGAGGAGGAAAAUGAAGAGUAUGCAUUGACCUUUGACCUUCCAGGUAUGCAAAUUACACCUUUUGUUUUGUGUGUUGUUUGUACCCUUUUAAGAUUUGAAUGUAUGAAGAGUUUUCCUGUAGUGAAGCUUUGGUUUCCAUGUAGAGCAUUCAGGCAAAAGUGGAAACUGUAGUUUGAAAUGAAAACUAAUUAAUGCAGAUAGGUAAUAAUUAAGCUAUCAUUAAAACUAAUUAAUGCAGAUAGGUAAUAAUUAAGCUAUCAUUAAACAGUAUAUGGGAGUGGAAGAUCGUAACAGGAAUGUAACCAUUUAAUCUGAAACAGAAUAUGUAGUCUGAAUGCAUGUUUUUCAUUAAAGAGAGAUAAACUAUUGAGAGGUGAUAGUAUACAACUUUAGAAAUUGCUAUGACAUGUAAAGAUGCAUUUAACAUGCUUCAAUUUCAUAUAUUAAUAAAUGAUUACUAUAAUAAUGUCUGAAGAUGAGAUAUAAGUUUAUGAUUUUACAUUGUGUUGUUCUCUUUGGUGUAGACACGUAAAGGUAAAAAGUGAGGGGAGGUUACUCAUGGUUUCUGGUAUUUCUUUUGCCGCUUUUUUUAUUGUAGCAUCCUUGUUUUUGUGCAGAUUAACCCAAACUACUCAGUAUCAAUGAUUUGUUUCAUUUUAUUACCUCCUUAUUUUGUGUAUCUUUGAAAGAAUUCUUUCAUGAUCUGAGAUGUAAACAUGUUCACAGAAUACGGUUGAUUCCUUAUUUUAAGAUUUCAAGUCUCUCAGAUAAUAACACUGGCUAGUCCACAAAAUGUACAGUUCUCAAGAUCUGAUGUUAGACCGAAAAAUGUGUCAAAGUACUUUUGUAAUACAUAUAAAAGGAAUCUACUGUGUGCUAUAUGAGAAUAAAAUAAUGGCGCAUUGUUCUGAACAAUUUGACCUCAGUUCUAAAAACAAUAUCAAAUCAAAUUUAAAAAAUCUGGCAGAUCAUUGAUACGAGCCUGUAGCAGCUCCCACCAUGCUUAUAUUUGUACUGUGUAUUGUCCAUGUUUAAUAUAGUAGACUGUAAAUGUAAUGGUCACAAAGCACCUUGAUCAAAAUCUGACCAAUUAGCCAAUAGAAUUAAUUAACCUGGAAAACUUGUUCUUUUCUAUAAGGGAAGAAAAUGAAAGUGAAAGCAAAAAUUAACCAAAGACCGAGGAGUAGUCAAACAUAGCUAGUGGUAAUGAGAAUGUUCAGACCGUUGGGUCUAUCAUCAUUUUUAUAUCUACUUAUAUUUACUUUGUAAUUGUCUCUGUCUGUUUUUAUAGUAAGAAAUGCUUUUAAACUUCUAUCUCAUUACAUUUCUAGUUUUUGAUUCUUUUAAUUUCUCAGGGAUGAAUAGUGUAUGGGUGUGACUGUAGGUAUACAUCUGUUCGUCACUUAACCUUUAGUUACGAACCUUUUGGUUGUUCUCUUUACACUUUUACAGAUUUUAACUGUUGCUAUUUUUUGUGAAAUGAAAGUUUCUGAGAGGAUGAUAUUUUCUUUUGAAUUUAUUUUAUAGCCAAUUUUCCCAUUUAAUAUGCGGAUGAAAAUACUUGCUUUAUAUGGAGUGCCAGAUGAAGAUAUGUUCAAAGGAUAGUAGUGCGGUCUAAAUUAUUUAAAGAUAUUUCCAUUAAAUUAAAUGAUUCAAGUAAACUGCAACAAUGUGAUGUAAGAGAAUGCAUGAUAAUAGUAUGCAUUAUGAUAGUAAUUAUUGGGAGAUAUCUCUAAUUCAUUCACAGAAUGAACACUCAUUCUAAUGGAGAGAUAGAGUUAUCUCCUGUUGAAUUAGAGCGGUGUCGUUCUUUUAAGGAUGGAUACUCCUCAUUCAUUGGACGUGAUGAGAUGUUUUACUAUAUCCUGUUGCUUUUGUCAAUUCCAACUGAUCCCAUUGAGAAUAUCUUUAUAGUUCAAAUUUGCCAAACCCCAUUUUAGCAUUAAAUGUUACAACUGUAAGUAAGAAAGGGUACCAGAUAAUGUGGCUUGAUGACUCACAUGUUUCACAGCAGAAGAAAAUGAAUGCAAAUAUGGCCAUUUUUGCUCUCUUAAACUGAAUUAGAGCAUGCUCUGAUAUUUCUAGACAUAGUUCUGUUUUUAUCAUAGAAAGCUCUAUUUCUAUAAGAGAUUGCUAGUUCUAUCAGAGAUUGCUAUUUCUAUAAGAGAUUGUUAUUUCUAUAAGAGAUUGCUAGUUCUAUCAGAGAUUGCUAUUUCUAUUAGAGAUUGCUAUUUCUAUAAGAGAUUGCUAGUUCUAUCAAAGAUUGCUAUUUCUAUUAGAGAUUGUUAUUUCUAUUAGAGAUUGCUCUAUUUUUAUCAUAAAUUGCUGUUCCUAUUGGAGAUUGUUAUUUCUAUCAGAAAUUUCUAUAGAGAUUACUAUUUCUAUCAAAGAUUGUUCUAUUUCUAUCAGAGAUUGCUAUUUCUGUAAGAGAUUGCUAUUUCUAUCAGAGAUUGCUGUUUCUAUCAGAGAUUAUUUUUAGCCAAGUUACGUAGCAAAUUUCAGCUUUUAAAUUGGCAAAGGAUGGGUGUCCGGUUGGGCGGGCGGGCGGCGUCCACAAUUAGCUUGUCCGGUCUCUUAACUUUCAUACAUUUUGAUGCAUCUUUGUGAGACUUACAUAACAUGAUCACAUCCAAAAGAGGAAGUUCCUAUUUAUUUUGAGGUCCAAAGGUCAAGGUCACUUUGUCACUAAAUGCCAUAGAUUUGAGCUUGUCCAGUCUCUAACUUUCAUACUACUAGGGGCAUCUUUGUGCUCUAACUUUCAUACUACUAGGGGCAUCUUUGUGAAACUUACAUAACAUGAUCAGAUCCAAAAGAGGAAGGUUCCUAUUUAUUUUUAGGUCAAAAGGACAAAGGUCAAGGUCUCUUUGUCACUAAAUGCCAUAGAUUUGAGCUUGUCUGGUCUCUAACUUUCAUACUACUUGGUGCAUCUUUGUCAGACUUGCAUAUUUUGAUCACAUCCAAAAGAGGAAGGUUCCUAUUUAUUUUGAGGUCCAAAGGUCAAGGUCUCUUUUUCACUAUAUACUGUAGAUUUGAGCUUGCCUCUAAGUUUUAUACAUGUACUUGCUGGUGCAUGUUUAUCAGACUUCAAAUCCUGAUGACAUUCAAGAUUCAUGUUGCUUUUGAAAUCCAAAGGUCAAGGUCAUUAUCACACUAAAUACCUAUUGCGGCCAUUCAAAGCUUCAUACUUAUAAACUAUAUUGAAUACAUGCAUGUUUUUACUUCAUGAAUGCAAGCGUGCAUAAUUUUCCAAACUGCAACUCGGCCAUACGCAUCUUUGAUGCGUUUUUUUUUCCUAUCAUAUAUUUCUAUUUCUAUUAGAGAUUGCUAUUUCUAUUAGAGAUUGUUUUUUCUAUCAUAUAUUGCUAUUUCUAUUAGAGAUAGGUGUAUUUCUCUCGUUCUAUUUUUAAAAAAAAUAUUAUUUCUAUGAGCGAAACCUUUUUCUUUAUGAUAUAGUUCCAAUUAAUUAUAGUCUUCUCUACUACAACAAUAAAGAGCAUCAAUUCAACAAAUGAAUUGGUCAUAUCUUCACGUGCAUUAAAACUACUGGGUAUCUUUAUUGAAAAUUUUAGAUAUGUCUAUAAUUUCAAUUAAAGAUAUCAUGUAUGAUUUGGAAAUAUCUGUAAACAAUAGCAGGCACUCCAUUUAUUUGAAUAUUGAUUUGGUACUCUAUACUUGCUGGUUCAUGUAAAGAUAGAUCUUGCAUGGGAUAUUUUCUUCAAAAGCUUUUUUUUUUUGGCAUCUAUGUUUACAGUGAUAGAAAAGGCAAGGGUUUUAUCUUUUCCAAGCAUUUUUAUCUUCUUUGAAAAAUUUAAAACAGAUGAAAUUAAAUUGAAAUUGCUUGUAGAGAUAUUUGUAAACAAAGUUUGCUAUGACACUUGUAUUACAUGUAGUUGUCUGAAGUUCUGUUUGAAUUGCAGGUGUAAUGCAUUACAUACUGUUUUAUGUUAAGGAUGUAGUUUUAAAAAAGUCUUUAACUGCAUGUUAUUUCAUCUUAUCCUCAAGAUUAUCAUAUGAAUACCAUUACCUGCCUUGAAUGCAUAUAAAUCUGAAAUUUUUACAUUCACAGCAAAUUUAUAUACUCUGACAUACCCUGUUUCUGAUAUGGAUUGUUGUAUUAUAAGAUGUAGUAUUGUAUUAAAUCAAAUGGUAAAAAUGAACAGAGAUACAUAUGCAAGUGAAACUAGAAUUAAAACCACUUUUCAUAUCAUGUAUUUUCUCACAAAAUUGAAAUUAAAGUACAUAUUAAAUGAAAUAUUCUUAAAUUAUUUGAAACUCAUGAUAGAAUUUAUUUGUGAAGUAAAAUAAAGCGUAUAUAACACUUAAAUAUGGAUAUUGUUGUUUUUGUUACAGUGAGUCCACCAUCUCAGCUUCAACACCUUACUAAGAAAAGAGUAUCUGGUAAUCCCUGUAAACGACCUCCCAAGCGUUACCGACCUUUCCUGGACAAGCGGGGGGAUCAGUGUUUUUCCUGCAGCAGUGAUGAUUUCAGUGAUCCUCUAGAGAGUACAGUAGAUGAUUCCAUGGUCUCAUACAUCUCUGAGGGGCCGACCAUGCUUCCCAUUGCUCACACUCGCGAACCCUCCUGGGAGUCCAGUUCUGUCUCCAUUCCGGCUCUCCACAACAUUUGUGAGGAUGAGGAUGAGAUCAUGGUCUAGUAUUGGUGAACCCUGUCAUUCCACUUUUGUCAUUAUGCCACACAGAGUCCACAUUUUAUCCAUGUGUCAUCCAGUUUUACUUUGACCCAUAUCAGUUGUGGAGAACCAUUCCAAGUCCUCAUGAAUAUUCAUCUUCUACCUCAUUAGUAAUGCAAGGACACACUACAGUCAUUUUACAAGUGGAAAGGGCAGGGUAGAGAUAUAGUGUUUGCAGUGCUGCUAUUUGUUAAAGUUGUGUUUUCUAUGUGUGAAUAUAAUCAAAGGCAGUGUGCUGUAGACUGUAUUAAGUGCCUAGAGAAUUAAAUGUCUUUGCAAGAGCAAGUUCACAACAUCAUUAUUUAUGUUAAGUUUAACUGUGCUUAUUGAUAUUGUGAAGUGAUUUUAAUAUGCAAUUUCAUUUUUGCCAAAACUUGUGUAUUCUUCAAGUGCAAUAAUAGAGAGUAGCGCUUUGUAUGCAGGGAGAGAUAUGUGGAUAUAAAGUUUAAUGUCAUUUGUAUGAAUGUGUUGGCAUUCACAUGAAGAGUGUGGCUGUCAGUGUACACAUAUUCAAUUGUUCUAGUCAUACAGUACAGAACUUGUCGUGUUAUUAUGAUGAUGAUGAUGAGUUUAAACUGUGAUGAACACGUUGUUAAUUAUAAUGCUUGUUUGAUCUGAGAUACAGUCCAUGUAAAUAGUCAUUUGUACAUGUACCAUAGUUAUUCGUCUUUCAGUGUUAAUUUUUGCUGCUGUAAGAACAACACCAUUUCAGUUGUAAAUGUAGGGAGACACUUUUGGGCGAGAGAGUUCGAGACAGCAAUGGUUAUUUGUUCUCUGUUUAUGUCCAGUUAAUGUUGCAUUAUUUUAUUUUUGAAAACAUGUUGAGCAUUAAGAUUUGAUAUUGAAUUAAACAUAAUUCUGUUAUCAACACUUGACACUGAUAUUAUUUCACAACACAACUGAAUCCCAUUUUUCCAUUGAAGUAUUUUCAUAGUAGCUCAGAACUUGCAAUAGUUUUUCUGAUGAAAUAGAGGCUAAUCUUUGCUCUAUGCUUGUCACAAAGAAUUUUUACUCAUUUUAUUUUUAAAGAAUGAGUUCUUCAUCACAUACACAGUGUAUGAAUACAUACAAUUAUAGCAAGAAAACUGUCAUUUUACAGCAAUGGACCACCAAAAUAUGUUCAAAAUCAGAAAUUAGACUACGUCAAAGGUGCUGUGCAAGACACAUUGUGUGUGUAACUGCCAAAAAAUGAUUGAUUGUUGAAGUAAAACAUACAUUGACCACUCCACCCUUCAUUGACUUUAUUUUUUUCAAACUAGCUAAAUACUGGUGAUCAUCAUUAAGAACUUCCGUGCUUUUGCAAGACUAAUUAUUUCACUCUUUAAAGUAAUACUUUUAUUUUUUUUUAAGCCUGAUGUACAAAGAGUAAAUUGUUAACUGUUCAUAACAAGUGCCACUGUUCUUACGGAGAGACUGUUAAUUAGAUAACAAAGUGGAAAGUCUCGCAAUGUAUUAAUUACAAGUUAUGUCGGUGUCGUGGUAAAGAUGUGUUGAAUUUAUUUUUUAAUCAAAACACUGCUUGUUGGACAAAUAUUAAUUUAUUGAAAUUUGUUUUAUUUUAAUUGACAAAGCAUUGUACAUUUCAUUGUAUUAGAGGGAAAGUUUUAAAAUUUAAAUCGGAUUGCUUUUAAAUGAAGUGGAAUUGUACAGGUAGUGUUGUUAUCUUUGUUGAUGCUCAAUUUUUCAUUUCUAAUGUAGCUCUUAUGCAAACAUUCCUUUGCAGUUGCUCUCUUUCUGUUGAGAUUUAGAAUGAAAAUAUUUUUGUAAGCUGCAUAGUUAUCAUUAUUGAACUGACAAGUUCAGUGUCUUAGAGAAACUGUUAAAACCAUUUACAGCAUGAAAAUAUCCCACUAUUGAAGGAGAAAAUGGGGUGUUUUUUUUUUAGUAAAAUGGGGGAUUUAUUUUGUUAUUUCAUGUCUUCUGCUCAUCAUUUAGUCAUGUCAGGUGUAAUUUUGAGAUACUGAAGGACCAUUCCAUUCACUCACUUAAAGAUAAGGGUAUUAACUGCACUGUGUAUGAUAUGUUUUUGAGUGGGAACAAUUCAAAUGCAUUAAAGAAUAUAAAUGUA